UUGGAGAACAGUAGGGGAAAGUGGAAAGUUCCAGAGAGCCGUUGGAAGCUUGAAGAUAAAAACAGAACGGAGUCAACAGACCGUCGCUGGUCGAAGCGACAAACAGAUCGGUAGAGAGAGAGAGAGAGAGAGAUGUCAGGAGAGAGGAAGAGAAUCGUGAAGCUGUUUUGCCCGUCUCUGUCGAAGGUGGCGGCGUUCGUGGCUUUGGACGAUCAGAUGCUGGACCUCGGUUCCAUGGCGCGGGCGUUUGGAUUGGAGCCCUCGACCUUGAAGCUCAACGGCCACUUCAUUAGCAGAGGAGUCGAUUUCAUUGCCUCCUCCGUCACCUGGAAGUCGCUCCUCUCCUUCUUCUCCUCUCGUGGCCUGUCCACCGGCGCCUCCGACGCCGACGCCCUCGUCGUCGACGGCAAGCUCUGUAAACUCGGCACCAAGCGGUUUAUUGAUUAUAAUAGGAAUAUCAUCAAAUGCGAUGAUAUUGGUCUGAAGAGAAAGCAAUGCAUGGAUGAUGGCAGUCCCCUAAAGAGGAUGAGAAUCAAUGGAAUUAACUCAGGAUCAAAAGCAGCAGAGAAUGGUCUUUCCAGUACCGUUUCAAAAAUCCAAUUGCGUUGCAGUUCUUUUGGUGAGAGUUCAAAACGAAUGAGAGAAGAUGAGAUAGUUACUGCUGCUCCUAGCAAAAGGAUAAGGUGAUGAGGAAGAUGAUACUGAUUUCCUUGUCUUUUUCACUGUGGAUUUACAAACAAAAUCAGCCCUGUAGAUUGCCUGAGGGAUGACCACGGAGCUCUUGUAAGAUGGGAACGUAAGAAUAGUGUACAGAUGUUUUCCUGUUCUUGUAAUGAUAUAUCAGUUUCCUGUAAACGAUCAAAUGGGCUUAUUUGUUGAAGAAUAUAGUUAUCUCCAUAUGAAGCUACCAAAUCAGACCUUGAUUUAGUA
Messenger RNA from Diospyros lotus (date-plum), 930 nucleotides. RefSeq lists its product as uncharacterized. NCBI's taxonomy places the organism in Eukaryota, Viridiplantae, Streptophyta, Magnoliopsida, Ericales, Ebenaceae. The record is from RefSeq and is a predicted model, not a curated record. The coding region runs from base 133 to 687 and encodes 184 amino acids. The transcript is spliced from 3 exons.